AUGUGGGCAACGCUGGAUGACCCUGUCGCGGGCGUCCUGGAAAGUCGCUACUUUGAAUCCCUGAAUCUUCCUUCCUGUGGUAUAUGUAGCUGGGAACGCUCAAUGACCAAGAACAACUUCUACAAGAAUGCCAGGCGCCGGGCUGCGCCGCCGGUGCCGGGGACCGAUCGCUUCCCUCUGGUAGUCAAACCGGAGAAUGGAUGUGCCAGCCAACUGAUUGAUGAACAGUCGGUCUGCCACAACCAGGCAGAGCUGGAGGGCGCCCUCCGCCGAGCUGAGGCGAUGGGCAUUGGAGAUAUAAAGACCUAUGCUGAAUCGUACAACCCUGUCGGGCGCAAUAGUGAUGAUAUUGCCAUUCAAGAGUAUAUUGACGGGGAGAAGUAUACUUGCACCGUCGUUCAAAUGGGCGACGCUUGUAUUGCCUUGACUCCAUUCAAGGCGGGCACAAAGGAGAGAACCGGGACGGAGAAGUUAAAAUUCGACGGCGAGACUCGCAUCGAGCAGUUACGCAAGAAAGAAAAUCCUUUUUUGUUUGAACGUCUCCAAAACGUCGCAAUUGACGCUUUCGUCGUUAGUGGAUGUCGAGGCAGCAACAUGGGCCGCGACAUUAGUCUCCGUGCCUGGCCUAAUGGCGACGUCUUCACUAUUGAGGUCGACCCCCAGCCUGCGGCUUUCAUGCCCAAAGGGCCUUCCCAGGAUCAACCCCUCGUACACAGUCUUCCUGGAGGAUACCCGGCGGUCAUCAAUAUUUUCAUUGCGAAUUACUUGCUUCGAAACGUAGCGCAACGGGAUGUCUCGGCGAAAAUUGCCGCUUCGUACGAUGGCUUCGCUUCGAAAUACGACACAAGUCUCGACCAUGAUAACACAAUUGCAGCAGCUAUCAGAAACCUGACAGACGUGUAUGACUUUGGCGGAACCGUUUUUGAUCUCGCCUGCGGCACAGGUGUCUUCGGGUGUGUGUUGGCAGAAAGCAAUGCCGCCAGUAGUCGCUUGCUGGGCUUUGACAUAUCCUCCAAGAUGGCGAAUAUCUGCCGGAGCACCGGUGUGUACGAGGCCGUUCAUAUCGAGUCCAUGGAGCAAGCUCUCCUGCACUGUGAUUGCUUCGCCGAGGGUGUCGAUCAUAUAGUCUGCUUCACAGCCAUUCACUUCUGCGCCCUGAGAUCUUUGCAUUUGUUCUGGUCCUUUGCUUCACCCUGGCCAAGAAGUCCAUAA
Messenger RNA from Aspergillus udagawae, 1212 nucleotides. RefSeq lists its product as uncharacterized. Bases 1 to 1212 code for a protein of 403 amino acids. Gene Ontology annotation, biological process: peptidoglycan biosynthetic process. The transcript has a single exon. The record is from RefSeq and is a predicted model, not a curated record. Gene Ontology annotation, molecular function: D-alanine-D-alanine ligase activity. NCBI's taxonomy places the organism in Eukaryota, Fungi, Ascomycota, Eurotiomycetes, Eurotiales, Aspergillaceae.